AUGGCUCCGCCUGCAACUCCCGUGGCCGUCUCGGCGCCUGGCAAGGUGCUUCUGGCCGGCGGCUACCUCGUCCUGGACCGCGAGUACACGGGUCUCGUCUUUGGCCUCAGUGCCCGCAUCAACGUUGUUGCCCGCAGCAUCCCCACCAGCCCUGGUGUCCAGCUCAACGAGAUUGUUGUCGACAGCCCUCAAUUCCUCGAGGCUCAGUGGCGAUACGGUUACCACCUGGCCCCUGAGAGGGGUGGCAUCAAGGUCACUCAGUUCCAGGUCGGCUCAAAUAUCAACCCCAACCCCUUCGUGGAGACGACGCUGAACUACGCCCUCACAUUCAUCUCAACCCUGGCACCCACGAACCAGUCUUUCGCAGCAGCCAGAUUCACCGUCCUGGCCGACAACGACUACUACUCCCAGCCACACUCAUCCUCCGCUGCGGACACGGCCAAGAAGAAUCCAACCCGCUUCGCCAAGUUCCCCACGACCCUGCGCGACGCGCACAAGACCGGCCUGGGCUCCUCCGCGGCACUCGUGACCUCCCUGACCGCCGCCUUGCUCACCUACUACCUGUCCCCGUCCGACUUUGACCUCGCCACGCCUCAGGGCCAGCGGACCCUGCACAACCUCGCGCAGGCCGCCCACUGCGCGGCGCAGGGCAAGGUCGGCUCCGGCUUCGACGUGGCCGCCGCGGUCUACGGCAGCUGCAAGUACCGGCGCUUCUCGCCGUCGAUCCUCAAGGGCCUGCCCGAGGCCGGGAAGCCGGGCUUCGCGCCCGCGCUGUUCGAGUGCGUCACCCAGGCCGAGUGGGACACGGAGAUUGCCAAGGAUGGCGUCUCCCUCCCCGCCGGCGUCGCGCUGCGCAUGUGCGACGUCGACUGCGGUAGCCAGACGGUCGGGAUGGUCAAGAAGGUGCUCGCGUGGCGCGAGCAGGACAGCCAGGCCGCCAAGACGCUCUGGGACGACCUGCAGGCGUCCAACGAGAAGCUCGGCGCCACCCUCAAGGCCGGCGAGGUCGAGAGCAUCAGCGGGGCCGUGGCCUCGGUGCGCGAGCUGAUCCGCGCCAUGGGCACGGGGAGCGGCGUGCCCAUCGAGCCCGAGUCCCAGACCGCGCUGCUCGACGCGCUGCAAUCCGUCGAGGGCGUGCACAACGGCGUCGUGCCCGGCGCGGGAGGCUUUGACGCGCUGGCGCUCGUCAUGAAGGAUGACGCCGAGACCGAGAAGCGGGUCAAGCAGUUUCUGGAGACGUGGAGCGCCGACAAGGGUGGUGUCGUGAGGAUGCUCGACGUCAAGGGCGAAAUGGAGGGCGUGAGGAGGGAAAGCCUAGACCAGUACGACGGGUGGGUACAGUAG
Messenger RNA from Microdochium trichocladiopsis, 1344 nucleotides. Its product is annotated as ribosomal protein S5 domain 2-type protein. The record is from RefSeq and is a predicted model, not a curated record. NCBI's taxonomy places the organism in Eukaryota, Fungi, Ascomycota, Sordariomycetes, Xylariales, Microdochiaceae. Gene Ontology annotation, biological process: ergosterol biosynthetic process; isopentenyl diphosphate biosynthetic process, mevalonate pathway. Gene Ontology annotation, cellular component: peroxisome. The transcript is spliced from 2 exons. Gene Ontology annotation, molecular function: phosphomevalonate kinase activity; ATP binding. The coding region runs from base 1 to 1344 and encodes 447 amino acids.